CCCAGGGCUGCGCGGAUAAGGCUUAAAUACCCCCUCCAGAUAGCUGCUCGGAACAAAACCGCCCGCAAAAGCAAAGAUCAACAUAAGGAGCCAUGGCGGAGCCAGCAUCAACCUGCCAAUCCACAUCUACGACUCCAUCUGCGACUCCAGAGAUGGACACUCCGAGUUCCUCGACCUCAAACCUCUCAGACGAUGGCAUCCGCCUCUCGCCCAAGGGAAUCUACCUGACCCUCAGUAAACUAGGUCAACACGAGAAAUACCACUGGGCCCUGCUGGUCGCCAACUCACCCACCACUGGCACAAUACUGCAGCAGUUCCGGCCCAACGAUGAAUCGGAAUGGCGGUAUAUAGUUCAACCCGGAGACGUUACUCUUUCUCGGGACAUGCUGGUUGCGCUCAAGGUGGGCGAGCUACCUGAUGUCAACGCCGAGUGGAUGGCGGCGGUAGACGAAUGUGUGCGAUCUUCAAGCAUACGGGAGUCAGAGAAGUUUUCUUGUCGGGCCUGGGUGAUGGGCGCCAUCUAUGCGUUGGCGGAUGGCGGGUUUAUUGAUCUGGAGCCAUGCUGGAUGAAAGUUGGAAUGGUUGAGGAAGAGGCAAAGGCGUUGGUGGCUGGUGCUACUUCGCUGGAUACAUACAUGGUCGUUUCGAGAUAUGCCAUGCUGUAG
Messenger RNA from Nannizzia gypsea CBS 118893, 665 nucleotides. RefSeq lists its product as hypothetical. The transcript is spliced from 2 exons. Bases 93 to 665 code for a protein of 190 amino acids. NCBI's taxonomy places the organism in Eukaryota, Fungi, Ascomycota, Eurotiomycetes, Onygenales, Arthrodermataceae. The record is from RefSeq and is a predicted model, not a curated record.